Molecule: messenger RNA, 1640 nt
Organism: Diospyros lotus (date-plum)
Lineage: Eukaryota; Viridiplantae; Streptophyta; Magnoliopsida; Ericales; Ebenaceae
Exons: 10
Coding region: 527-1453 (308 amino acids)
Source: RefSeq, a predicted model, not a curated record
CCCCCGGGCCAUCCCAUCCUGCUCUACUCAACCCAGUGAACCCACCCAGCCCGCGCCGCCGCACAUCGCCCCGGAGCUUUGAAUCGCCGCCGGCUGCUGAACCCUUCAAUCUAUCCGGUCGUCGGUUUUCUUUGAAUCGCCGGAGGCCCGGAGCUUCCAUCAAGGCAGAGGACUGACGGGGAAGUGAGAGCCAUCUACGGUGAAGCACGGCACCUACGGUGAAGCACGGUUCCACCGGCGGCUGCAGAUCGAGGCGAGGCAGAGGACCGACGGUGAAGACCAGUUCGCCGAUCUCACCAACGAAGAGCACCGGUCAGUGUACCUGGCGGCGAAGACCGGUUCUCGGUGGAGUGUUUUGGCGUCCAAUAGGAGCAGCCGCUACGCUCCCGUCGACGGGGAGAGCCUGCCGGACUUCGAUUAUUGGAGAGAGAGAGGUGCCUCACUCCUUUCAAAGACCAGGGCAGCUGUGGUAUCAGUAAUUUGAACAAGCACCUGGUGUGCAACAACUGGAUAAAACUCGAAAGCGAUGAAGGCCAACAAGGCAAUGGUCUUAACACUUGCCGAGAAGUGCAAGACCAUCUUAGCGUCAAAUUGGCAAGGCAACCUGAAUACAAUCAAAGCCGACGCCAAAGUAAGCAAGGAGGAAAUCUAUACUUCAAAGGUUAAGUACUUUGUCAAGAAAGGGAGGCCGUACAUCUGGGUACCUGAAAAGACUUUGCACAAUGUGAACACAAUCAUCGAUGAGCGAGGUUCUUUUGCUGUUACCAGUCCCUUCCCAGGUCCACUUGCAAACUUACUUAGAUCAAUAAAAAAGCUACCAGCUCGGGUUGCUUUGACUGGAGAUGUUGUGCCUCUUAAAAAUGAAAAGGUUAAGUUAGCAGCAGAAAGCCUGAAGGAAAUUAUAUCUUCAGAAAGAAAAGCAAUGAAAGAGUCCAGCUAUUCAGUUUGUGGCAUAUUAAAUUCUUCAAAUCCUGGUUAUACAUCUCGAAGUGAAAACCUAAAGGAGCUACUAGAUGACAAUGAGAAGUACAUGGUCUACAAGUUUAAUCUAAGUUCAUGCAUGUACAUAGAUAGCGAUGGAGGCACACAUGAAGUAGAAAUAGAAGAUAUUGAAGCUUCUAAGGUGGAUCCAUUGUCCCCUUUUUCUUCAAGCUUGAUAGAUGGGAUUAAUCAAAGUGAUGUGAGGCGUAGAGCCCUUAUUCUUUUCUGCAUUACAUACUUCAAUAGAAAUGCAAAGGAUGCGUUCUUGCUGUCAGUAGAUCGGAAAGGAUUUGACGUGUUGGGGAAGGUUCUAGGCCCCAUGAUGAAUGACGGCUCCCGUGUGUACCAGUGGAAGGAGUUCAGGUUCACUUUCAAAGACGAGGCACGCGAUUUGGAGAUGUUCUGUCAACAACUUGUCAAGAUGGAAGAGGAAGCCCUGAAGAAUGUUUCAAGUUUCAGUGGAUUAGGAUAAUAAGAGUAGAGGAGAACAGAAAAUCCUACGGCAGUGAUGUUUAUUUAGAAUGAAACAUAACAGUUCAACUAGGGUUCAGGGGUCACUUAUUUUCAAGAGAAGCUGACUACUUUUCUUUGUAAGUUGUUUCGUUCUUCAAUCAAUCUGGCAACACUAAUGGCAUUCGCCAGUGUUCAAGGCUGUUUAA